Messenger RNA from Dothidotthia symphoricarpi CBS 119687, 1023 nucleotides. RefSeq lists its product as uncharacterized. The transcript is spliced from 3 exons. The record is from RefSeq and is a predicted model, not a curated record. Gene Ontology annotation, molecular function: transferase activity, transferring alkyl or aryl (other than methyl) groups. Lineage: Eukaryota; Fungi; Ascomycota; Dothideomycetes; Pleosporales; Dothidotthiaceae. The coding region runs from base 1 to 1023 and encodes 340 amino acids. Gene Ontology annotation, cellular component: membrane.
AUGGCCCUCCUGCAUGCUUCCAAGCUCAUACCAGCACCAGGCUCAACACCAACAUCCGCCAUUCCCUUGCGCCGCCCACUCAAAGCAUACAAAACGCACGUUACGCAGUUCCUACGCACGUUGUAUCUCUUUACCGCAAACGACAUCCUUACCUUUAUCUUCCCAACAACGCUCUUCAGCCUGUGCGGCGCACUAUCUGGCCCGGUACUGAGCACCAACGCGUCACCCUCGGUACUGCCGAUUGUGCUGCGCAUCCCGGGCGCAGUGUGUGUGCUAUGGAUUAACUUGCUCAUCUUUACCAUGUCCAACCAACGACACCCAGCCGCUAUCCGCGAAGACCAGCUUGACAAGCCGUACCGCCCGAUCCCCAGUGGCCGAAUCAGCAGCGGCGCCACGCAGAAUCUCUUGUUGAUCCUCGUGCCCAUCGUCGCGGGUUGCGGGUGGUACAUGGGCGUAUGGCAAGAGACACUCAUGCUUUUCACAGCGCAGUGGAUGUACAAUGACCUGCGUGGGAGCGACGCGCACUUUCUGGUGCGUAACCUCCUCAACAGCAUUGGGUAUGGGCUGUAUUCUGCGAUUGCGCUGCGGAUCAUGAUCGGCGCUGAGUAUGUGCUCAAGAUUGAGGCGUAUGAGUGGAUUGGCAUGAUUAUGCUGGUGAUGUUUUUCACCCAGUACAUUUGUGAUAUCAAGGAUAUCGAGGGCGAUAGGUCGACGGGGAGGAAGACAGUGCCCAUAGUGCUUGGGGAUCAGGUGUGCCGAUGGGCCAUUGCCAUUCCUGUUGUCGGGUUUUCCGUGGCAUGUCCUACGUCCUUUCAUCUUGGAGUAUCGAGUUAUAUUGCCACGGUUGGCUUCGGUUUCUUGGUCGCUUUGCGAACACUGGUUUCUAGGCAUCCGGAGGCGGACAAGUCAACGUGGAAACUGUGGGCUCUCUGGACGUGCUCGUUGUUCGUGCUGCCGCUGACGGUUGGCAAGGAAGUAUACCUGCCAAUACCUGUUGUCAAGGUUGAGGGUGUCGUUGCAUGA